Molecule: messenger RNA, 1603 nt
Organism: Anneissia japonica
Lineage: Eukaryota; Metazoa; Echinodermata; Crinoidea; Comatulida; Comatulidae
Product: protein FAM72A-like
Exons: 4
Coding region: 128-571 (147 amino acids)
Cellular component (GO): cytosol
Source: RefSeq, a predicted model, not a curated record
AGAGACGAUUACACAUGCGGUCGAUUUAAAAAACAACAAGUCAAAGGCCGUACGUGUUGUAUUUGGUGUAACUUCGACACAAAUUUAUUUUUCUUCUUCAUUUAUGUUUUGAAACGGACAGUUCACUAUGCAUCCUAGUUUCAGAUGUAAACGAGUAAUCAAACUUUUAUGCAAGUUUUGUGAUACUUGUAUUUGUAACCGUGGAAUGAAGGCAGUCUUGUUGGCUGAUACGAACGUGCAGAUGUACUCAACGGAUAUGCCUCCUUCAGGGAAAGUAGAUGUGAUGGGAAAAAGUUUCUCAACGCCUAACUGUGAUUGCAAAAUUAAAGAGGCAGGAUGUACCUCUUGUGGUAAUGUUGUAGGCUAUCAUGUUGUGACGCCAUGUUUAUCCUGUCUAAAAGCAUGCAAUAAUGGCCAUACCUGGAUGUUCUACAGUGAAUCAACUUGGGCAUUUGAAAGGCUUGAUGAAGGUUUAAAUCAUUUACAAUGGGAUAAGCUACCAUCUGCUGAUGAGGCAACCCCACUGGACCCAGUCUUUGAGUGGAUAGAAGAUUUUGAAUGUUGUAGAUGAAAUACUGGAAGAGAGAUUUAAUAGAUUUCUAGAGCACAAGAGAAGGGCUCCAAGUAUUGAAGAAUGAUUGAACAUAGUAAUAGUAGUCGCUGUGUAUUCAGAUUAUACAUAAGAGAAACCAGGUACCGAAGUUGCACUCGACUUGGCAUUUUGUUUUAAGAAAAUGUAUGCUUUUUUUUAUAAGUUUUAGUGGUCUAAAGACAAAAUCGAAAAUGGAAUUCUGUAAAAUUAUAUUUUAAGAAACUUAUUUUCCCCAAGUGCAAUAUUGUAGUUGACUAUACUGUUGUGGUGUUUCGUCAUUUAAAAAUACUGUAUACAAAUUCCCUCCAUUUUCUGUAAAAUGUAACUGUAACAGAUGCACACGAUUCACUGUUUAGUGUAAGGAUAUUCUGAUAUAUAUUUAUUAAUUAAAACUUUAGCAUUACAACUCUGAUCUUGUUAAAUUACAUUAACAAAUGUAUUACUGAACAGGAAUCAGAAUAUUACUGGAAAGUCCUAUUUACUAAGUGUUCCAUUUACCAUGUACCCUAUUUACCAUGUGCCUUUCCUUCCAAUGCCGUGGUGGAAUACUAAUUUAAAUAAAGGAUGUCUAAAGCCGAGCACACACUACGUCGGCACCGUUCUGCAGAAAACACGAAGAGUGCACAAUGGAUAAUUUUUAACGGCAUCCACUCGGUAAAUGGCAUCGCAUUGUAAAAUGCUCACAUAGGGCGAAGAUGGAUUCAUCAGCCGACUCAGUGCGUGCCGGGCAUUAGAAUACCUGCCAUCUAUAUCCAAUAGCAAGGAUAACAUAACUUUACAUGCUGAGACAUUAGUAUUAGGCUCAAUACAUACAAGUCUAAAAAUAUAAUGUGAUGUAUUUUUAUACCCAUCUUAUGCAAGCGUGUUAUAUAGAACGCAAUUUAUUAACCUAGACAUUUUUUAAUGUAAAGUUUAAAAAAGUAAACUAAGUUUCACAUGAUGAAACAAAAACAUUAUUUUGAAAAGAAAAUUAAGAACAAAUGUGAUUAAAUAUAUACUGUACUCAUACAA